AUGGCCAUUUACUUUUCUCAUCCCAGCAACACCUUCGACUCCAGACCAAAUUUCUCAUCUUUGGAAGACAUUAACAUCUCUCUCUCUUUCGCAACCAAAAAAGCAUACCCAUCUUGCGCAAUUGUCAACGAAAGCUCCACCAAAUUCCAACAACACUUCCAACAACACAAUGGACCAAUCUAG
Molecule: messenger RNA, 183 nt
Organism: Colletotrichum paranaense
Lineage: Eukaryota; Fungi; Ascomycota; Sordariomycetes; Glomerellales; Glomerellaceae
Exons: 1
Coding region: 1-183 (60 amino acids)
Source: RefSeq, a predicted model, not a curated record